Molecule: messenger RNA, 3839 nt
Organism: Lotus japonicus
Lineage: Eukaryota; Viridiplantae; Streptophyta; Magnoliopsida; Fabales; Fabaceae
Product: cyanidin 3-O-galactoside 2''-O-xylosyltransferase FGGT1-like
Exons: 1
Coding region: 2254-3663 (469 amino acids)
Molecular function (GO): UDP-glycosyltransferase activity
Source: RefSeq, a predicted model, not a curated record
UACCCUUAGCAUAUGACAUCCACAAUUUAUAUUUUUUUUAGGAAUAAAAUAAAAGGGUUUCAAACCUUCAAUUCACUAAGCUUCAUUUUGGCCAUAAGAAUGGAUGGGUGAAAUGAAAACGUGAAUUUUUCCUUCAAUUUUAGAUGCACUAAAUUCAAAAGAGAGGAAUGUAGAGGUGGCAAAAACAGAUUUGACCUCUUGCCGCUAAGAGCAACUCCAAUGCCAAAUUUCUUAUUUGGUUGCUUAACACCCUAUUCAGCACUAUUCUACACUAUUUCUGUGGGCCCGUACUGCCACAUCAGACUUAAGGAACUCCUAAGAAACUGAUGAAGCAGAUUUGGCUCCAAUCCAUGGUUUCUUAAAUUACUAUUUGAAGGGUCCCACUAUACAACAUAAAUUUAUAAUAUUUAUUUUCACCCAAUUUAAAUUUAAAAUUUAAUAUUAAAUCAACACUUCAAUUAAAAACUAAUUCAAUUAAUAUUUAUACUCAAAACCGGUAAAACCGGUCAAUUUUCACGCCCAAACGGGCAGAAAACCGGUUCCAGCCGGUCAAAACCGGUCUGGACCGGUCCAUAACGAGCAGAAAACCGGCUCAGCCGGUUACCCCCUAUAAAUACUAUUUUUCCUCACUCACUCUCCAUUCCUCCUAAAACCCUAGCCGCUCCUCUUCUUCUUCCUCUCUUCUCUCACGCUCUCUCACCUUCUCCUGACUUCUGAGUUCAAAUCAAUCCCUCUUCUUCUUCUCCGGCAGCUCCUCCCUCUUCUGAGUUCAAAUCCACCCUCUUCCUCCUCUCUGCCUCACUUCUCCUUUUCUGCUUCCUCACGAUGCCUCUGCUUCUCCUUCCUCUCUCCCUCACUUCUUCUCCCUCGAUCUCUCUGGUCCACGCCUCCAAAGCCCCAGCCGAUCACCAAACAGAAACCGCCGCCACCAAACAACCACAUGCAGUCACCAUCGGCCACCAAACAACCACCACCGCCACCAUACAACCUCAAUCCGACCCCCACAACCCCUGUUUCAUAGCUUCAAAGCCUUGAAACUUGCAAAAAUCCUUCCUUUUCACACAUGCAAGGGGAAAUACUUUCAGAUCAGAGCUUCCAGAACUUUACCAGAGAAGAUUUUUUAUUUAUUUAUGUAAAUAUCAAUUUUUGUGUUUUAAGUUUCAAUUUCUUCAUGUAAAGUUUCAAUUCAUUCAAUAAAAUUGCAAUUUUCGUCCUCUGAUUAUGUCUCUGUUGAACUUGAAUUGUUCAAUUUCAUCCUUUCUGUUAUGUUUGCCUCUGAAAGCUGUUGGGGGAGUGAGAGAAAAUAGAUUAUUUUAGUUAAGAAACUGAAAAAGCAAAGUUGCUUGCAGAAGCAACCAUGCACUGUAGUUAAGAAAUUGAAACUGCCAACUAAGCAAGCUCCAAUGGGUUGAAAAGCUAAGAAACGGUUCUUAGCAUCUCCAGCUGGUUUAAGAAACCACCGUUGGAGAUGCCUAAUCCAUCAGAGAGGAAAAAAACUUUGGUACAUUCGUAGCACCGAACAUUUAGUACUCCCCUAGUAUGUGGGAUUUUAGGAUGAAAGAAAUAUUUUUUUUCAUUUUUCAUUUUUGAAGUAUUUUACCAUUUUAUUCAUUUUUUGAUGUGUUAAAUUACUCUUAUAAUUCUAACUCGGUGGGGUGUAGACUAAAAAUAUCUUUAAGAGUGAGGCUCAUAAGAAUCGAACUCUCAACCUCCGACCGUUAUAAAUCCCUUCAUCAUCGUUGAUGCGAAGCCCCAAUUGCAACCUCUGAAUUUCGCUGCAUUCAUUGCAUCAGACCGUGACCUCGCCCUAAAAAGAGUCUCACCUCAUCGCAGUCAGAAUCAACACUUCACUAACAUCAUCUCGUCACGAAGAAUUGAGAUAGGUUUUAAGAGUUGCUUAACCAUUUCAAUAGUUUAAUCUCAAUCAGUCAUUAGUCAUUACUAUAUCAAUGGUUAAUAAUACGUAUACUAUCAUUACAUGACUUAUUUUCAUAUGUAUAUUACACGGCACCAAAAUAUACAAGGCUAAAACUACUAGUAUACAUCCUAUGAGAAUACAUUUUUUCAUUAAACAUGUAUGCCGCAUGUAUUGAUUUUAAAUAUUAACUAUGCCAUAUACAUCUAAAAAUUAUCCAUAUAUUUCAUUAACUAGAGCCCCAUCAAAGGGCAACUAUGUAAUCCUACCUUGAGGUAUGUCUUUGUUGGCCCCAUUUUGGCUUCCUUCACUUUCACAUAUUUCAUACAGAGUGAGACAUGCAAAUAGUUCCAGACAAGACAUCCAUGGAUUCACCUCCUCUGCACAUAGCCAUGUUUCCAUUGUUUGCCAUGGGCCACCUUACCCCAUUUCUCCAUCUCUCCAACAAAUUAGCAAACAGAGGCCACAGAAUUUCCUUCUUCAUCCCCAAAAGAACACAAUCCAAGUUAGAGCAAUUCAACCUCUACCCAAACCUCAUCACCUUUCACCCCAUCAAUGUCCCUCAUGUUAAUGGCCUUCCCAAUGGUGCUGAAACCACUUCAGAUGUGUCCUUCUCUCUAGCUCCACUCAUCAUGACAGCAAUGGAUCACACUGAAAAAGACAUUGAGCUUCUCCUCACUCAGCUAAAUCCUCAAAUCGUUUUCUUUGAUUUCACCCAUUGGCUUCCCAAUUUGACUCGCAGAUUGGGCAUCAAAUCUUUUCAAUACUCCAUUAUUAACCCUGCUACAGUUUCUUAUGUGAGAUCCCCAGCAAGGUUGCGCCAAUGCAGUGACAUUGCAGAAGCAGAGCUUCACCUCAUGCAACCCCCACCUGGGUACCCUGUUUCUUCCAUCAAGCUCCAUGCCCAUGAAGCAAAGUUUCUAGCUUCAAAGAUAACCUGGGAGUUCGGUAGUGGGGUUCUUUUCUAUGAUCGCCUUAACAAUGGUUUAACGCUUGCAGAUGCAAUUGGAUUCAAGGGUUGCAGAGAAAUUGAAGGGCCUUUUGUUGAUUACCUUGGAGAGCAAUUUGGGAAGCCUGUUCUGCUUUCAGGACCUGUCAUACCUGAGCCAUCCAACACUGUUUUGGAGAAAAAAUGGGCUGAAUGGCUUGGAGGAUUCAAGCAUGGUUCAGUAGUUUUCUGUGCAUUGGGAAGUGAAUGGAGGUUACCACAAGAUCAAUUUCAAGAACUGUUGUUGGGUCUUGAGCUAACAGAUCUGCCAUUUUUGGCAGUUUUGAAACCUCCUGUUGGGUGUGAAACAGUUGAAAUUGCUCUGCCAGAAGGGUUUAGAGAGAGGGUUCAAGGGAGAGGGGUUGUGGAGAGUGGGUGGAUUCAGCAGCAGCUGAUUUUGCAACACCCUUCUGUGGGUUGCUUUGUGACACAUUGUGGGGCUGGUUCAUUGACAGAGGCACUGAUGAGUAAGUGUCAGAUAGUGUUGUUGCCACAGCUUGAUGCUGAUCACAUUGUUAAUGCAAGGAUGAUGGGUGGAAACUUGAAGGUUGGGGUUGAAGUGGAGAAGGGUGAAGAAGAUGGGUUGUUCAAAAAGGAAAGUGUUUGUGAAGCUGUGAAAAUUGUGAUGGAUGAUGAGAGUGAGGUUGGCAGAGAAGUAAGGGAAAAUCAUAGCAAAGUGAAGAACCUUUUACUCAGCUACAAUUUGGAGUCAGACUCUAUUGAUUGUUUCUGCAAGAAGCUACAAGAUUUACUAAAGUGACCAAAUUUAGAAAAUUAUCUGCUGCAAUUUAUUGUUAUGGUUAAAUAUGUUUAAUGAAAAUUGCGUUUAUUUUGAUCAAUCUAUUCGGCUGUGGUUGUUUGUCCUGUCUCAAUUGAGUCAUAUAAUGUAAAGUGGCCUACAAUUCAAAACACCACCCAUCCUUGCAGACUUACAAA